UCACACUGAUGUUCACGGACCCCAGGCCAUCGCUCAGCUGUCAGUUCUUGGUAAACAUGAAAGUGAGCUCCACGCUGAAUACGACAGGUAAGUACCGCAGCAGAUCCUGAACGUACGCAGUGAGAGUCCUUUCUACUUGUCUGACCUCUCCCUGCCAACAAGGCUGAUCAGCCCUAGGAGCCUCCACAGAGCCGUCCCUUGGUCCUGGGACAGUGUGGCAGCCCUUGCCUUUGAGACCCUAGCAGGGGUUGCAGAGCCUCCAACAGCUUUGACCAAUGGAACAGUGGCCGGGGCCAUCACACAGAGCACUUGAGUCCCCGCUGUUCCAAGGUGCUCAGAAGUGGCCUCCCGGCCAGAAAGGACCAUGAGCAACCGCAGCAACACGUUGGUGACAGAGUUCAUUCUUCUGGGUUUCCCAGAACUGUGCCACCUACAAGGGCUGCUCUUUGGGUUGUUCCUGACCAUCUAUGUGGUGACUGUCCUAGAGAACGUGGUCAUUGUGGGCACCAUCAGUGCUAGCCGGCAGCUGCACAUCCCCAUGUACUUCUUCCUGGCCAAUCUGUCUGUGCUGGAAACCCUCUACACCACAGUCACAGUGCCCAAGCUGCUGGCUGGCCUCCUGGCAGGGGCAAAAGCCAUCUCCUUCUCAGGGUGCCUCACCCAGCUGUUCCUUUUUCUCUCACUGGGCUCCUCUGAAUGCUUCUUACUGACUACCAUGGCCUGUGACCGGUACGUGGCCAUCUGCCGCCCGCUGCACUACCCGGUCAUUAUGGAUUCGAGGCUGUGUCUGCAUCUGGCCAUCAGUGCCUGGCUUGGGGGCUUCCUGGCCUCCUUUGUGUCCACAGCUCUCAUCUCCCGCCUCAGGUUCUGUGGCCCCAAUGCCCUCAACCACUUCUUCUGCGAUGUCUCACCUCUGCUGCAACUGUCCUGCUCAGACACUGCUGCCAUCGAAAUGCUGGACUUUGUGGCAGCCCUGGCUGUCCUCGCAACCUCUCUGACAGUGACUUCCAUCUCCUACGCCCGCAUCCUUGCCACUGUGCUGAGGAUUCCAGGAGGGGCGGGCCGCAGGAAGGCUUUCUCCACGUGUGCCUCCCACUUGGUGGUGGUCUUAAUCUUCUACACCACCACCACCUUCAUGUAUGCCCGGCCUCACGCCAUAAGCUCCUUCGACCUCAACAAGCUGGUAUCAGUGAUCUACUCGGUAGUGACUCCCCUGCUGAACCCUAUAAUCUACUGCCUGAGGAACCGUGACAUCAGGGAAGCACUUACCAAGCUCCUCCAGACCCCCAGGUUCUCCUGAAUGCCAGUUGCUGGGUCCUGCUGUGCUCUUCCUAGUGAAGACAAGUCCGUCCUUUCCCACAGUUCAGAGUACCCAAGGACACAAUGUGACCAUCAUCCAGCAACAAACAAUAAAAAGAGGUAA
Molecule: messenger RNA, 1423 nt
Organism: Alexandromys fortis (reed vole)
Lineage: Eukaryota; Metazoa; Chordata; Mammalia; Rodentia; Cricetidae
Product: olfactory receptor 226-like
Exons: 1
Coding region: 365-1300 (311 amino acids)
Biological process (GO): G protein-coupled receptor signaling pathway
Cellular component (GO): membrane
Molecular function (GO): olfactory receptor activity; G protein-coupled receptor activity
Source: RefSeq, a predicted model, not a curated record